CGCCCGGUCCCGCACGCGUCGCGCCGCUGGUUUGCGCUGCAAAGGAACGCCCUCACACAACGCUUUGCCCUCGAACGCGGGCCGACGACCACCGCCGCGAACUUGAACUCGCACGACUCGCCCGUCAGAAGAUCACGACAAGCACACUGCGACCGCGCGCAGGCACAAACAACCAGCAACCAUGCAGCUCAUCUCUACUCUCGCCCUCGCCGCCUCGGCCUCCGCGCUCGUCGCGCCGGUCGCGCCGCAGACGUCCAAGGUCGUCCGCGCCGGCGCCACGCUCGACGAUCAGCUGAAGAAGAUCCCGGGCGUCUCGCCGCUCAAGAACGCCCCGGCCGACUACGGCUUCGACCCGCUCGGCUUCGCCAAGGUCUCAUACCCGCGCUUCGGCCUGCCCGACGACGAGCUGCUCCGCACGAACAACCUGCGCGACGCCGAGCUCCGCCAUGGUCGCCUCGCGAUGCUCGCCGCCGCGGCGUGGCCGAUCCAGGAACUCGUUCACCCGUCGUUGGCCAAACUCGCGGGCGCCCCCGAGCUUUUGUCGGACGGCCGCUCGCCCUCCAUCUUAAAUGGUGGCCUCGUCGCGGGCCCGGUGCCGGCGUUCCUGCUCGCGACGGCUGCGGCGAUCGGCUACCUCGACGUCCAGGCCGAAGCCAAGAAGGCCGAGUACCCGGCAGAAGAUUGGAUCCCUGGGUUCGGCGCCGUGUCUCUCAAGAUGCCUUAGAUAUCACCAGCACGCCAUCGACGCGGAGCCAAAAUGAUGUCCGCGCAGGUACUACGGCUUCGAUCCCCUGAACAUCGUCGGCGGCAUGUCGCCGCUCGCGAUCAAGAACAUGCAGGCGCGCUUCGGAGUCCGAAACACACUCCACGCCGUCGACGCGCCAGCUCGACGCCUUCCGCACGCAGGCCAAGGAGAUCAACAAUGGAAGACUCGCUAUGGUCGCCGUCGUCGCCUACGUCGUCCAGGAGGCCAUGACGGGCGAGCCCGUGACCUCCGUGAGCGAGCAGUUCUUCACGCCCAUCAUCUACUACCCGUGGGUCCAGCACCUCCUCACGGACGCGUUCGGCAUCGCGUCGUUCCGCUCCUAGGAAGCCCCCCUCUCUCGCGCGUUGUAAAUGUCCCUUGUCGUUACUCGACGAACGCGGGCGCGCGCGGCCGGUCGCACUGACUCUGGCGCGCGCAGCUCUUCGUGUCG
This is a messenger RNA of Pelagomonas calceolata, 1196 nucleotides long. NCBI's taxonomy places the organism in Eukaryota, Pelagophyceae, Pelagomonadales, Pelagomonadaceae. The record is from the annotation of a GenBank genome assembly.